Molecule: messenger RNA, 617 nt
Organism: Medicago truncatula (barrel medic)
Lineage: Eukaryota; Viridiplantae; Streptophyta; Magnoliopsida; Fabales; Fabaceae
Exons: 5
Coding region: 1-600 (199 amino acids)
Cellular component (GO): mitochondrion
Source: RefSeq, a predicted model, not a curated record
AUGUCAGUUUUAAUUCGGUUUGCAAAUGAGACGAGAAUAGUGAAGUACAAAGUGUCAAGUUGUGGAUUUGAUAAAGAGUGCGAGAAAACUGCUAUGUUCAAAAAAGCAAAAUUAAUAAUAUGGGAUGAGCAAAGAGUCAAACUUUUGUUGACCAAAUCCCUCCUUCAAAUAACGAUAUUUCGCAUAGCUUUAAAACUCUCAUCAAGAGUCUCUCCAGUUCUUGUUUCUCUCACAUCAAAACCCUCCCCCAUUUCAUUCAGAUCAUUCUACUCUGGUGUGGUGUUGCAUAAAAGCUUAGCUGUUGUUGAUGUUGUUCGGUUGAGUGAAUAUGCUUUGACAGAAGCUAGGUCUGAAAAAUCAGUUGGAUCGUAUGGUAUCGGUUUUUUGGUGUUGAAGCAUUGUCUUACAACUGAGUUAACCGAAGGAAAUGACCCAAAACAUGAGAAUUCCAAAGGAAUUGCUUUGCUUGCUAUGUCUACAUUGUUCUGUGAAAGAGGAGAUUAUGUUGAUGCAAUUGAGAAGCUCAAUGGUGUUCAAGAAUUGAGUAAUUCUUGGGAAUCAGAGUUGCUGCAUAUGAAGCUCAGGCUGGACUUCAUCUAGAGUUGGAACAGGUUGAU